This is a messenger RNA of Hypoxylon trugodes, 303 nucleotides long. RefSeq lists its product as uncharacterized. NCBI's taxonomy places the organism in Eukaryota, Fungi, Ascomycota, Sordariomycetes, Xylariales, Hypoxylaceae. The transcript is spliced from 2 exons. The record is from RefSeq and is a predicted model, not a curated record. Bases 1 to 303 code for a protein of 100 amino acids.
AUGUCUAAAGAAGGCGGAGAUCUCAACCAAAUGGCCAAGGAUGGCACAAGCAUUCCCGGCGACGCAGGAAAACAGAAUAUACUUCCAUCAGUACCAAACCCGGAUCAGAAGUUGCGAGAUACAUCGGGAGGCAUCGGGGGGUCGUCGUUACAUAGUGCCGCCGAUAAUCCGAUCGGGGCAGAAAAGAACAUUGAUGAUAAUGCCGUAACUGCCAGUGGGGGCGCCGUUCCGCAAUCAACCGCAGCUAAACCUAGUGGUAGCGGAGGGAAGGAACGAGAGCCGGAGAGGUUCAAAACUUACUAG